This is a messenger RNA of Aedes albopictus (Asian tiger mosquito), 2886 nucleotides long. RefSeq lists its product as uncharacterized. The transcript is spliced from 4 exons. The record is from RefSeq and is a predicted model, not a curated record. Bases 889 to 2886 code for a protein of 665 amino acids. Lineage: Eukaryota; Metazoa; Arthropoda; Insecta; Diptera; Culicidae.
UGUCCAUUAAUUACGUAAGGGAAUUUUAUCGAUUUUUCGACACCCCCUCCCCCCCUUGUAAGACUUUUUGUAUGAGAACCCAAAAAAAUUUGUAUGGCGCGUAAGAUUUUUCAAACCCCCCCUCCCCCCAAAAACCCUUACGUAAUUAAUGGACAGCCCCUAAGUUUACUGAAUAGCUGAAUCAUUGUUAUUGUUGUGACGGGGCUAUAAAUAGUCAAGUAAUAAAGCUAGCUGGGUUGUAUUUCGAUCCAGUGUACUAAACAGUAUUCUUCUGUGUGGUUACUCAAACAUAACAGCUGGCGACGAGUGAUAAACAAGGUUGAGAACAAUUGCAGUUGGCAGUGUAAUAAUCGGCGGCAAAGAUUUCGAUAGUGCGGUCAGUGAGGCGUUUUGGAACGGUGUUGCAGUAGAAAGGAUUGGAGCAGUGAUUAAAUUGUGACUCAUCCGCGGAUUGUGUUUGGCUGUUUAUCUUCCGGCCAAGUAGCAUUUGCGCUGUUGGAAGUUGGUUGUUGGCGUGUCGCACAAGCCGGUCGGAUAGCGACGCCAGAAAAAUUCAGACAACGGCAAGAGAGAGCCAGAAGGAAGAAAAGUGAAUUGGGAAUUGAAAAGGGAUUCCGGUGGUGCGAUAGCAGCGGCGAGUGCUGAGUUUUGUAUGGACAUAGGCGGGUUCUGGUGACGGGUGGCAUCGUUGGUGUUCUGGAGUGGACAAGAGGCUGGAAAACGAAUUCCUGGGUAAUCAUCAAAGUAGAAACAGUGCAGUCGAAAUGGCGUUGAUCGGUACAAUCGACCCUUAUGUACCCGGAACAAGUUUUUCCAACUAUGUUGAGUUGAUUGAGUUUUUUUUUUUCAUCUAAUAAUAUAGUAGAAGAGCGUAAAAAGGAUGUUUUUAUGAGCUGUGCUGGAUUAGCCGUUUUCGAAGAGCUAAAGCUUUUAUAUCCUGCUACAGAUCUCAAAACGUUGUCUUAUGCGGAGAUAACAAAAAAAUUAAAGGAGCGAUUAGAUAAAAUAGAUUCAGAAAUCAUGUUACGUUAUAAGUUCCGUUGUAGACGACAAAGCCCUACGGAAAGUGGAGAGAAUUACGUAUUAGCAGUGAAGCAUUUAGCCGUAUCUUGCGACUUCGGAGCGUUUCGCGACUCCGCCAUACGCGAUCAGUUAGUUUUUGGAGUGUACAAUAGAGAAUUGCAGAAAAGAUUGUUGAAUGAAGAGGAACUAAGCUUGAAGUCAGCAGAAAGGAUCAUAAAAGGUUUCGAAAUGGCGAACAAUAAUAGCCAGUAUUUUGCCGAAACUGGAGCAGCAGUUGGAGUCAAUUCAGUCAGGAAUCGUCUUGGAAACAGACAAUCUAGAGUUGAAAGAAGAGAUCGUAGCCGUAGUAGGUCCAGAGAUAGGAAUUAUGGCAGGAAUGAGGAUGGACGUUCAAGUUAUAGAAGAAUGGAAGGCCGGUCAAGAUCGGGGCACCGGAAUGUGAGCAGAGGUAGAUACGCAAAUUUCGUCUGCAAUUUCUGUAGGAAGCGCGGUCACAUUCAAAAGAAUUGCUACCGAUUCAAAAACAGUCAAGGCGAGUCGGUGAAUUCGGUAAAGGAGGACACGGCAUCUAAGGAAGUUCACGAUUAUUUCAAAAGGCUUCGAGUAGAUUACAGUUCGGAAAGUGAGGAUGAAGGUGAUUAUCCAUGUCUUAUGAUCUCAUCUAUUAGAAAAAUAAGCAAACCUUGUCUACUCGAGGUCAAAAUAGAAGGAACAUCUUGUUUAAUGGAGGUAGACAGUGGUUCGGCUGUGUCUGUGAUGAGUAAGGCCGAUUUUUUGGAGAAAUUUAGUAGUAUCAGCUUGAGGAACAGUAAUAGGAAAUUGAUUGUGAUCAACGGAUCAAAUUUGGAAAUUUAUGGUAAAGCUUCAGUUUCAGUAUUUUUAAAUGGAAUUUUAGCUAAAUUGGAAUUAGUAGUUUUGAAUGGAAAUCAUCAAUUUACAUCACUGAUUGGAAGAGACUGGUUGGACAUUUUUUGUGAAGGUUGGCGUGAUAAUUUUACGCAUUUUUCAAAAUCUGGCAGUUUUGGCAUGGUAAACAGCAUAGAAGAUAACAAGGACAACGCUAUGAAGAUAAUUAAACAGCGCUAUGAUGAAACUUUCAAUAGAGACUUCUCCUCUCCUAUUAUUGGAUUUGAAGCGAAUCUGGUACUACAAGAGGAUCGCCCUAUUUUUAGAAAACCUUACGAUGUGCCUUAUCGGCUCAGAGACAAAGUAUUGGAUCAUUUAAGUUUGUUGGAAAGGGAUAAUAUCAUUACGCCCAUUAAAACCAGUUUAUGGGCAUCUCCAGUGGUGGUAAUUAUUAAAAAAGAUGGCGAUAUCAGACUAGUAAUAGACUGCAAAGCAUCUAUAAACAAGGUGUUAAUAUCCAAUACUUACCCGUUACCCACUGCCCAGGAUUUAUUCGCGUCAUUGGCGGGCUGUAAGAUUUUCUGCUCCUUGGACUUAGCAACAGCUUACACUCAGCUACAGUUGUCAUCAAGUUCAAGAAAAUUGGUAGUUAUCAAUACAAUCAAAGGUCUUUUCACAUACAACAGACUACCACAGGGCGCUUCGUCAAGUGCAGCAAUAUUUCAACAGGUGAUGGAGACAAUUUUGCAAGGGAUCGAAUACGUUUAUCUUGACGAUGUUCUUAUUGCAGGAAAGGACUUUGAAGAUUGUUAUAGAAAACUAAUUUUUCGGUACACCUGGCUGGGGUCCGACUUGCCGACAUUACUGCUGACCUUCGGGGUUUGUAUCCUUCUGGCCUUGCGGGCACCGCCAGACAGCUCCUCACCUGACAACUGCCUCAUCCACUUCUACGAGUGCUUAUCACGAGCAGUCGCAUCCACCACACCUCUUGGAGUACCUGCAAAUGCGAAGGCCUAG